Molecule: messenger RNA, 1209 nt
Organism: Callorhinchus milii (elephant shark)
Lineage: Eukaryota; Metazoa; Chordata; Chondrichthyes; Chimaeriformes; Callorhinchidae
Exons: 5
Coding region: 243-800 (185 amino acids)
Source: RefSeq, a predicted model, not a curated record
UGGCAGCGCGGGGUUUGGGCGGGAAAGAUGGAGGGCUGCGGACUGCCAGAUCGUGGCGCGUGGCACUUCUUGACCAAGUAGUUGCCUUUCUGGGAGAUAUUCAGCUUUUAAUUGUUUAAUUACUAGUUAGCGAUCCUAUAACUACUACCCGGUUCUGCAGAGAGUACGUAUUUCAUCUGAGACAGCGCGAGAGAUUAGGUUUUCGAUUCUCCUAACCCCAAGUCAGCACAAAAUAAUUUUAAAUGGCGCAAAAGGCAGAAGCCGCCACGAUGGUGAAGGCCACCAAGAAGAAAGCGCUCAGCGCUGUCUACGUCAACCGCUUCGGCAAACACUCAUCGGGCGCCGUGCUCAGGUUUGGGGACCGGGCUGUAGAGGAGAGGAAUCCGCUGGCGUCGAAAAGGCCAAGUGCGAGUUCUGGCGGAGAAACAGAGAGAACAGGGCUGAGAGUUGGCAAUCGCACAAAGAAGAGCUCCUUCAUCUCUCCCAAACUUACAAUUCAAAAGUCUCCACCAGCACAGGUGGACACCAGAAAAUUGCUUCAAAACAACGAAAAUGCUGAUGUCUUUAAAUUUCCCUUACCUGUGAAAAGUGUUGCUGAAAAACAGAAGCCUGACAUGCCUGCCAAGAAACAUGAGGUUUUUAGAGUAAUAUCCAAAAUGCUCAAUGAGAAUCAAAAACUCAGAAGACGAUUUCUGAGCAAUGGUCACAAAAAUACUAAAGUUACAGAAGAGGAAGAAAUAUCAGCGAAAGAGAAUGGAUCUACUGGAACGUUCGAUGCAACUCUUUUUGGAUGGGUGUAGGAUUUUAAGAAUCCUCAAAGAUCGCUUCAAGCUGUUAGACUCGGGAUAUAAAUUUUAGGAUUAUUUGUUAAAGUUACAAUUGUCAUAUUUUGCAUACAAUUCAUUUGAUUAUUAUUGUGUAAUAUUUAUAUUUGCAGUUAAUUUAUUAUAAAUCCUUGAAAUGGAUUUGAAUUGAAGAAUUGUAUUUACAGUUAAUAUUUGAGAGUUCUGAUUUGAAUCAAAAAAUUUACAAUUAUAUAUUGAAUCCAGUGAGUUCAAUUUCUUAAUUUUAUUUUGAAAGAUGUAAUGCGCCUUGGGACGUCCUCCCGACGUGAAAGGCGCUCUAUAAAUGGAAUCUUGUUGUUGUUGUUGUAAUGCAUAUCAAUGUAAUUGAAGUCACUAUAUUUCUCACUGUCAAUAAAAAAUACUU